Molecule: messenger RNA, 1160 nt
Organism: Hibiscus syriacus
Lineage: Eukaryota; Viridiplantae; Streptophyta; Magnoliopsida; Malvales; Malvaceae
Product: teosinte glume architecture 1-like
Exons: 2
Coding region: 266-1045 (259 amino acids)
Cellular component (GO): nucleus
Molecular function (GO): DNA binding
Source: RefSeq, a predicted model, not a curated record
UCUAUUUCUUCUUCAAAUAGCCCAGAACAAGUAAAAAGAAGCUUGUAAUCUUAACACCCAGAAGCAUUAUUUAAUUUUGAUUAAAAUAGGUGUUUGAAUUUGUGCUAUUGUUUUGAUUAAGGUGAUGGGAUUGAAGAACAAGAAAUAAAUAAAUUAAAGCUGAUAUGUUUUCGGCGGUGUUAGCAGGAUUAAAUUGAGUCGCCAUUGUUGGAUUUGAGAGCUUGAGUCAUUUUGAAGACACUGUAAGGUUCCGGAGCUGCCAUUGAUGGAAUCAGCACCGUCGUUUAAAAGGGCUCGGCCGCGUGGGAGUGGAAACCAAGUACCUUCGUGCUCCGUCGAUGGUUGCACGGCAGACCUCAGCAAAUGCAGGGACUACCAUCGACGCCACAAAGUAUGCGAAAUCCAUUCCAAAACCCCUAAAGUUUCGAUUAGGGGUCAAGAGCAACGUUUUUGCCAGCAGUGCAGCAGGUUUCAUUCCUUAUCGGAGUUCGAUGAAGUGAAACGGAGCUGCCGGAAGCGUCUUGACGGUCACAACCGACGGCGGAGAAAGCCUCAACCCGAUGCGCUAUCAGUAAAUUCUAUAAGGUUUCUUCCAAAUCACCCUGCUACUAGAUAUGUACCAUUCAGUAGUCCCCAAAUGUUUUCCACUACAUCCAUGACCGAUUCUUCGACCGGAGUGAUACAAUUCGAAUCUGAUACAAGUUCGUCGUUAAACUUCGGCAGUCGAAAUAGCUCGAUCAUCGGAUCCACAUCUCUCAACUACAAUGGAGAAAAGCAAUUCUCAUUCUCACACCGUACUAAUUGGACACUCCCUGGAGUGUCUGUUUGUCAACCAUUUAUCAAUACCAAUCCUUCAUCAAGCAAUGUUGGUAGCAGCCGGAAAAUGUUCUCGAAUGCGCUAAAUCGAGCCUUCGAGUCCAACCGUGCUCUCUCUCUUCUGUCAUCGGAACCGGCUGAGACUCAGGAGAUUAGUUUGAGCCCCAUGGUGCAGUCAGGCACACCUCCACCCUUGAUCCCAAGCUUGCAAAUAAGGAUGAGCAAGUAGGAACCGGGCAUUCAGGGUCAUCCGCAAGUGGCACUCAACAUACACUUUCCUUCUCAUGGGAGGAAAAUAUAUGAAAUUCCCUUCACCCUUGGAAUCAGAAUGUUUUGUUGCUAAA